Messenger RNA from Perca flavescens (yellow perch), 1674 nucleotides. Its product is annotated as chymotrypsin-like protease CTRL-1. NCBI's taxonomy places the organism in Eukaryota, Metazoa, Chordata, Actinopteri, Perciformes, Percidae. The record is from RefSeq and is a predicted model, not a curated record. The transcript has 6 exons. Gene Ontology annotation, biological process: proteolysis. Gene Ontology annotation, molecular function: serine-type endopeptidase activity. The coding region runs from base 245 to 1252 and encodes 335 amino acids.
GGCAGUGAGAAGGACACGGUGAAUAACCCAAGUUCAAACAGGGGCGUAUUCCUUUAACUGAUGAGUAAGACAGCAGGACUUUUCUGUUGUUUCUAGGUUGACAUUUAAACAUUUCACUUUCAACCUCUAAAUAAAACCAAAACAGCGAAGCAACACCUGCAAACACAGACCCACUGUACUAGAUAAAAGCUAAAUCAGCAGGACUCUCUGCUCUUACUGAAGACAAAAACGUUUGUGACCGCACAUGAUGGCAGCCUGGACUGGAUGGAUACUGCUGAUGUGUGCGGUCCUCACUGGGCAAGGGUCAAAGGCUCAGGAUUGUGGGCUGGCACCUCUGAACACAAGGAUAGUGGGUGGUGAAAAUGCAGCAGCUGGGGCAUGGCCUUGGCAGGUCAGUGUGCACAUCAGUAUCGCAAGGUUAGAUCAACACAUCUGUGGAGGGACCCUUAUCAGUGACCAGUGGGUACUCACAGCAGCCCACUGCAUCAUAACAAACGUUCUUAAUGUAUGGAUUCUCUACUUUGGAAGAGAAACUCAGUCUGGUCCCAAUGUUCAUGAGGUGAACCGCACCGUGUCCCAGAUCAUCGUCCAUCCUGACUACAACAAUGUUCCGUUCAACAACGACAUUGCCCUAAUGAAGCUCAGCAGCCCUGUCAAUUUCACUGACUACAUCAGACCUGUCUGCCUGGCAAGUAACUUCAGCCAGUUUUACAACUCCACCCCCUGCUGGGCCACUGGCUGGGGCAGACUUGGAAAGGAUGAGCCCAACGUAGCCUUUGACUCACUGCAGGAGGUUCAGAUUCCUGUCAUUGGAGAAAAGCAGUGCAGUUGCGACUACCUCCCAAUACAAGGACAAAACAUCACUGACAAAAUGAUUUGUGCAGGACAAGAGAACAAAGGAGCAUGCCAGGGGGAUUCCGGUGGACCUUUGCAAUGCAAACAAUCCUCAAUGUGGAUCCAGGCUGGCAUUACCAGUUUUGGAAUACCUUGUGCCCUAGCUGGUUUUCCUGAGGUUUAUGCACGAGUGUCUGAGUUCCAGACUUGGAUCAUGGAUCAAGUGAUGGGCGCGAAUGUUCACUUUGUGACAUUCAGAUCCAGUGGCACCGACCAGGACAACAGCUUUGUGUGUCGCAGCUCCGUCCCUGGAAAUGCAACCACAGCAGCUCCAAACGCAACUUCCACACCAUCAACUGAACUUACAUUGGUUGUCAUCUUAGGGACACUGUUCCUGCAGCACAUUGUAGCUCCAUAGCACAGGUUUCAACUUACAACUUCUCAAUUUCUUCUUCUGUUGUUUUGGGAGAUUUUGUCUUAUAAAUAUAGUCUUUGUAAAAUGAUUUAAAAACAUGAUGAUUCUAGUAGAGUUUGUGUGGUGAAAGAGUUGUCACACUGUAGAUUUGAAGCAUGGUUUCGUCUCUGUUGUAACUUCUCUUUUAAUGGCCUAUUCAACACAGUCUCACUCCCUACUCGUCAAAUAUCUGACGCAUUGGUCAAGGACCCCUGGCAUUAAGUUUUAACGAAACAGGGAUACCUGUUGCGUUAUUUUUCGACGUGGGGAUCCGUCAGAUAGACAUUCAUGUUAAUCCCUUACCGUCGGAUAUAGACGAAAGAAAAAACACCCCCCCUUAACUCGAAAUCUGUGGCAGUUUUAUUAUUGGUAUUUUGAGCCCAAUA